UCUCUUGUUCUUGACUUUUUCAGGUGAGCUCCUCCUCCACAGCGACAACCAGGACCAGCUAUCGACCAGGGUCCAGGACAGCCGGGUUCACUCUUCCAGCAGUCUACAAGCAUGCCUGUCCCCCGUGCAAGCCAGAUCCACGUCGGUACACAAGUCAGCAUCAUUCUCAAGCAAGACCAGCCCACAGGCCGCCAAGUGACAGGCACCGUCGCUGAACUCCUCACACGCGGCGAUCACCCGCGCGGCGUCAAAGUCAGGCUGACGGAUGGCAGAGUAGGACGCGUACAAGGGCUUCAAUCACAAUCGCAAGCUAGUCAUGGGAAUCCUGGUAUGCAACAGCCUGGUGAGUAUUAUGGAGGACGAGCGCCUGAUUAUCCAGUUGCGCCGGGACUGCCUCAGCGUCCUCAUGGGGAGCAUCAGCAGUACGGACAGCAUCAGCAGUAUGGACAGCAUCAGCAAGCCCUAUAUCCACAAUACAACACGCCGCAAGACCAUUAUGAAGCAGAUUCGAAUCGCGCAGCAGCAACACGAAUCGCUGCAGGCGACCAGACCGACACUGCAGCACAAGUAGAGCACCUUCAAGUCUACGAGCAAGCGAAAGGCGCCUCACAGCAAGAUCGUGAUCAACGCACGCUUGAACAAGCAUUCCCGAAUGUCGAUGGAUCCUUGAUUGCAGCGCUGUACAGUGACUUGGAAGGCGACAUGAGUGGCUGUCGCGAGAUGCUACAAGCUAUUGGAUCAGAAUCAUGAACGGGAUAAAGGCCAACUCUUUUCGCUACGUACAGCACUUGGGCAUCAGGUCCAGUGACGAACAUCUAUCAUGGAAACGCAUAUAACCAAUUUAUGAAACUGUCAGCUUGUCAAAGCUUUCCUGUGCAUCAACAAAUACUUGAUUCUCGCUGUCCACUGGAUGCAGAGACGGCUUCAAGCCUGGUGCAGCAGGACUUCCACCCGGCGUCGCUGCAUGCGGUAAUGCACCAGGCUGCGGGGCGCUUGGGCUUGCAGGCUGUUGAGUUGUAUACUGCAAAGUCCGUGUCGGCGUAGGUACCCGUCCAGGCUGGCUUACAGGAGCCGAUGAAGUUGUCGUAGGACUUGCAUGACUCGUUGAUGUCGUCUCUUGUGUAAUACCACCAGCCAUCU
Messenger RNA from Protomyces lactucae-debilis, 1140 nucleotides. RefSeq lists its product as uncharacterized. NCBI's taxonomy places the organism in Eukaryota, Fungi, Ascomycota, Taphrinomycetes, Taphrinales, Protomycetaceae. The transcript has a single exon. The record is from RefSeq and is a predicted model, not a curated record. The coding region runs from base 112 to 750 and encodes 212 amino acids.